Taeniopygia guttata (zebra finch) is the source of this 4917-nucleotide messenger RNA. Lineage: Eukaryota; Metazoa; Chordata; Aves; Passeriformes; Estrildidae. The record is from RefSeq and is a predicted model, not a curated record.
UUAUGGAGAGGCUGCAUGAAAAACACGGAGCUGUUUUUACUCAGGGCCACCUCCAAAGCAAAGCCCACCGGAGAGGAGGUGACAUUGUCUGUUGUCACCUCACGGUGCCACACGAGCCAGAGCUGGGUGCUGAGCAAAGGAGUUCCAGGUUUCUGGGCGGACAGGACGCCGGUGCACGAGGCGGCGCGGCGAGGGGAGAUCCUGCAGCUGCGGCAGCUGAUCGAGAGCGGCGCCUGCGUCAACGCCGUCACCUACGACUCCAUCACGCCCCUGCACGAGGCCAGCCUCAGGGGACAGGCCCAGUGUGUCAAACUGCUGCUGGACGCGGGUGCCCAGGUGGACGCGCGGAACAUCGACGGCAGCACGCCGCUGUGCGACGCCUGCGCCUCGGGCAGCAUCGAGUGCGUGCGGGUGCUGCUGUCGCACGGCGCCAAAGUCAACCCGCCCCUGUACACCGCCUCGCCCCUGCACGAGGCCUGCAUGAGCGGCAGCCCGGAGUGCGUGCAGCUGCUGAUCGAGGUGGGUGCCAACCUGGAGGCCCACGACUGCCACUUCGGGACCCCCCUGCACGUGGCCUGUGCCCGGGAGCACCUGGACUGUGCCAAGCUGCUGCUGCAGGCAGGAGCCAACGUGAACGCUGCCAAGCUGCACGAGACCGCGCUGCACCACGCGGCCAAGGUGCGCAACGUGGACCUGGUGCAGCUGCUGGUGGAGUUCGGGGGCAACAUCUACGCCCGGGACAACCGCGGCAAGAAACCCUCGGAUUACACCUGGAGCAGCAGCCCCACCGCCAAGUGCUUCGAGUUCUACGAGAAGACGCCGCUGAGCCUGGCGCAGCUGUGCCGUGUCACCGUGCGCCGCGCCGCCGGCCAGCGCGGCCUGGACAAGAUCUCCAAGCUGGAAAUUCCCCCCCGGCUCAUCCGGUACCUCUCCUACAACUGACCGAGCCGGGAACAGCCCAAAUCCCGGGAAAACCCCACGGGAUCUGGGAAUUCUCCUGCUCUUCUACCUCCCCCAGACCCCCUUUUAAUUUAAUUUCAGGCACUGCUGUAAAUAGGAAUUGUCAGGAUUUCUCCUCUUCCCUGUCAGCUUUUUUGGGAUUUCCCAGCUGGGGUUUCAAGUGGGAUUCCCUGAUUUUCCCAGAUUUCCUCGGUGGGAUCCAGCCAGGGGAGAGGGAAAUGGGAUAACUGGGGAGUGGGAAUCAUUCCAGCUGGGAAUUCCUUGCUCUGGAGCAGCUCUGAUCCCAUUUCUGAUCCCAUUUUUCCCAUUUCUGAUCCCAUUUUUCUCUGCACAGACUCCUCUGAUCCUACUUCUGAUCCCGUUUUUCCCAUUUUUCCCCAUUUUUCCCUGCAGAGAUCCCUCUGAUCCCAAUUUUCCCAUUUUUAUCCCAUCACCCAUCCCCUUCUGGAUGAUCCAGGACCCCUUUCCCUGCUGGCUGCAGAGGGACUGGGAGGGGAAAUCCUUGGAUUUGGAUGGGAUCCCACCCUUGGGAAUAACUCCAGGGACAGCUGCGAGCCCAGCUGGGGGCAAAUUAAUUCCCUGUUAAUUCAUUAAUUCCCUAAAUUAAUUCCCUAAAUUAACAAUUUCCUAAAUUAACAAUUCCCUAAAUUAAUUCCCUAAAUUAAUGAUUCCUAAAUGAAUUCCCUAAAUUAAUGAUUCCUAAAUGAAUUCCCUAAAUUAAUGAUUCCCUAAAUGAAUUCCCUAAAUGAACGAGCUCAGGGCUAAUUAGAGGCACUGCAGCUCAUUUAUUUAGGGAAUUUUUAGGGUUUUCCAGGAGCAUCCAGAGGCUUUGGAUCAACACCAGGAAUGAGGAGAGGCCUGGGAUUGGCUGUGUCCCAUCCCCAUUCCCAAUCCCAUUCCCAUUCCCCAUUCCAGGACAUUCCCUGAUCCCAAAUUUGAUUUCCCCCUCCCUGGAGAUCCCAUGGGAUGCAGCAGGACUGGGCUCUGCCUGGAAAUUUGGGAAUUUUGGGAUUGAUUUCCCCCCCUUUGGAGCUCUUUUCCCAAUGCCAGUUUGGGAUUGGGAUUCCAGGGAUUGGGAUUGGGAUUCCAGGCCUGAAUCCCAGCUGGGAUUCUCCUCCCCAUUCCAGCUUUUCCAUUUUUCCCACUAAUCCCGGAAAUCCCCAGGAGGACAAAUUCCUGCAGAAAUCCUGGAAUUCCCUGGGAUGCAGGCUGGGAAUGCUGAGCUGGGGCCGAAUGCACUUUAUGGGGUUUAAUUUCUAUUUUAUUUCUUCCUCCCUGCCCCUUUUCAGCCAGAAAAUCCCAAAAUCCCAAACCCUGCUGUUCUCAUCCCGAUUUUUGGGCUGGGAUUCCCAAAAUUGUGGAACUGGGGAAGCUCAGGGAUGCCCCAGAGGGGUUUUUUUGGGUUUUUUUGUGGGAUUCAUCCCUGGGAACGGCAGGAAAAAGGUUUUGUGGGAUAAUUCAGGGAUCCCAAAGCCCUUUCCAGAGUUCCCACAUCUGUUUUUAGGGAUCCCAAGUCCCUUUUCUGGGUCCCAAAUCCCUUUUUAGGGUUCCCAAAUCCCUUUUUAGGGAUCCCAAGUCCCCUUUUAGGGUUCCCAGAUCCCUUUUUAGGGUUCCCAAAUCCCUUUUAGGGAUCCCAAAUCCCUUUUCAGGGUCCCAAAUCCCUUUUUAGGGAUCCCAAGUCCCCUUUUAGAGUUCCCAAAUCCCUUUUUAGGGUUCCCAAUUUGUCUUUAGGGAUCCCACAUCCAUUUUUAGGGAUCCCAAAUCCCUUUUCAGGGUCCCACAUCCCUUUUUAGGGAUCCCAAGUUCCCUUUCAGUGUUCCCACAUCCCUUUUUAGGGUUCCCAAAUCCCUUUUAGGGAUCCCAAGUCCCUUUUUAGAGUUCUCAGAUCCCCUUUAGGGAUCCCAAAUCCCUUUUCAGGGUCCCACAUCCCUUUUUAGGGAUCCCAAGUUCCCUUUUAGUGUUCCCAAAUCCCUUUUUAGGGUUCCCAAUUUGCCUUUAGGGAUUCCAAAUUUCUUUUUAGGGUUCCCAGAUCCCUUUUUAGGGUUCCCAAAUCCCUUUUAGGGAUCCCAAAUCCCUUUUCAGGGUCCCACAUCCCUUUUUAGGGAUCCCAGGUUCCCUUUCAGUGUUCCCAAAUCCCUUUUUAGGGUUCCCAAUUUGCCUUUAGGGAUUCUAAAUUUCUUUUUAGGGAUCCCAGAUCCCUUUUUAGGAUCCCAAAUCCCUUUUUUAGGGAUCCCAAAUCCCUUUUUAGGUUCCCAAAUCCCUUUUUAGGUUCCCAAAUCCCCUUUUUAGGGAUCCCAGAUCCCUUUUUAGGGAUCCCAAAUCCCUUUUUAGGUUCCCAAAUCCCUUUCUGGGUGGUUUUUCCAACCCUCCCCACACCAGUAGAAUAAUGGAAUUACAAAUUCCAAGUUUUUCUUGGAAAAACAAAAAUAUUCCUUGGAGAACCCACAAAGAAUUCCCCAAGUCCCGUGGAUUCCAUCUUCAUUUUCCCUGAUUUUGGAGCUUUUUUGGGGAUCCCGAAGUUUGGGUGUUUUUAUUUCAAAUCCUUUGCAGGAAUUCCUGCUGCUGGGAUUUAGGAGAGCUCCAGGCACCAUCCUGGAAUUCCAGCUUGGAAAACUGGGAAUGAUUUGUGGGCUGUGGCCUCUCCUGAUCCAUGAAUUGCUGGGAGUAAUUCCAUUUAUCCCAUUAAUUCCAAUUCCAAGCCAAUCCCAGUUUAUUUGAUCCCAGCUGGAAUUUUUUGUGAUCUUCCCUGCAUGACCCAAAUCCCUCUUGGAUCACAGGGCCUGGGGGGUCUUUUCCAGAUUUGGGGAUUUCUGGGAAUGCCAGAAGCAGCUGGAUCCUUGGAAUAAUGGGAAUAAACUCCUGGAUUGGGCCUCGUUGGUUUUUGGGUCACUUUGGGACAAUCCCUUCACCCUUUAUUCCCAAAUCCUGGAUCAAUCCCAAAUCCCACCAGGCUGUUCCUGCUUUAACCUCCUCUUCCCAGGCUUCCCAAAUUCCAAACCCAGCUGAAAAUUUCGGGAUAAUUCCUCUUCCCUGUGGGUUUCCUGUGGAUCCAGCAGGGCAGGGAAUGAUCCAACAUAAAAAAUUCCAGCUGGGAAUGAGGAUUUGUCUUCAUCCAUGGAAAUCUUUGGGAUUUCUCCUGGCUGGAAUUUGGAUUGGAGAAGGGGAGCUGGAUCCUGGCAGCUUUUCCCAAAAUUGGAAUUUUAUCCCGGGAAAACAAGGUGGGAUUGGAGCCAUUCCUUGGGAAGCUGGAGAAUUUCACUCCUGGAUCCCCUGGAUGAGGGAAAUCCCUGCAGGGUUUGUGCUGCAGCAUCCCAAAUCCCUGGAAAAACCAGGAUUGGGAUUCCUGUUUUUCACCUCCGGGGGUUUUGGUGUGAGGGGAAAAAAUUCCCAGGAGUUUUCCUGAGCUUUGCAUCCCUCAGAUCCUCUGGAAUGGGGCAGGAGCAAAGCUGGAAUUCUGUCCCACCUCUGGCUUUGGGAAUAAAUCCACCCAAACACCGAAAUUCCGGAGGAUUUCCCUGAGCUUUUCCACAGAUCUUUUUGGUGCCCAUCCCAAAUUUUUGGCUGGAUUUGGGGAGUCGGGAGAAAAUCCCUGGAGCACCAGAACGUGGUUUUAACCCCAAAAUUGACAUUUUCCAACUCCAACCCAGCCCUCAGACCCACAGGAGGGAUCCAAUCCCACGGAUUUAUUGGGAUUUCUGGAGAACAGGAUUAAUCCUUUGGCUUUUCCCGCCUCUCCCACACAUCACCAAGGAGAAAAUCCCGAAAAAACCCCAAAUUCCCUCGCUUUGAGACGGGUCCUGAGCUUUUGGUGGUGCCCUGAUCUGGAUUUUCCCUGGAUUCAUGUGCUGGAAAGGGGAAGAACUCAGUGCUGGGAAUUUGGGCACCUGGAAUUCAUUCCUGGUAAAAGCUCAGGAAGGGUUCGGGUUAUUCCUGAUUAAAAUUCACUCUGGAAAAGUC